Messenger RNA from Fusarium pseudograminearum CS3096, 1047 nucleotides. RefSeq lists its product as uncharacterized. Bases 1 to 1047 code for a protein of 348 amino acids. The record is from RefSeq and is a predicted model, not a curated record. Lineage: Eukaryota; Fungi; Ascomycota; Sordariomycetes; Hypocreales; Nectriaceae. The transcript has 2 exons.
AUGUGUUUCCGUAAAUCUUUGAACCCCAACAGAAAAUCCAAACGAGAACUCGACAGACAAUUACUCUACGCCGAUCUACACGGUUAUGUCACUACCACCAAAACAUCAAGAAAGAAGGCAGAGCGUGAGAGAAAAAGAGCGGAGCGUGAGAGAAACUCGGGCAAUAGCCGGCCACAUCGUCCAACAACACAACCACACACGGCGCAAAUAUCGAGGAAUAGCUCGACUGCCAGCACCAAGCCUUUAGCCCGAACAUCUGUUCCAUAUCUAUCAGGGGACUCUGCCAUUUACACUGCACGACCAGACCAGAGUCUCGUGGUCAACCACAAUAUGGUGAGACCUGGAUCUUUUACUGUAACACGCGAAAGUAGCGCAUCACAAUUCAACAGCCAGGACCCAAACUCAACCUUUACUACCGAAGCUACCGACAUAGGGAUAUAUAGUGUUGAUGAGCGAGACCUGAUGAUAGAACCAACGCCAGCUGCUUACCACACAGCUCCCAAUACUCUAUCGCAAUUCGAGGACCUAGAUUUCAGCUCCUCACAUGACCUUUGGAAUACCUUUGAACCGCAGGAUAUGAGUCCAGAUGAACUAUACCGACACAUGGAAGAGACAGCCCGCGAGAUCCAAAGAAGGGCGCCACCACCCCCCCUGGACCCAAGCUCUGAUCAGGAAGGCUACUUUGCCAGGGUGACAUUUGCCAAUGGAUAUACAUCCCGAGAUAUUGUUACUUAUAACCAUGACCUCAAGUACAAUUUUGUUUCCCAGGGCUAUCUUGAAAGACUCCGAGCAGCUACGGGAAGCCCACCCUGCUUUCUUCCAGGUCCCCCUUCCUAUGAAGAAGUACUUACUCCUGACGGAAUAAUGGCUCCCAUUCAGCAUCUUGUUUUUGCCGACCUUCAAUGGGAAUCUCCUGAUCUUCCAUUCCCAUCCGGUCCACUGUGGUUUGUUCACUACCGUGGAAAUGGGGGCACGGAUGACACGAAGUUGAUUCUGGGUCGAAGUUGGUAUGAUAGUACCAAGAAGCAAGCACCCAACCGGUCCUAA